AGUCUUCUUUCGUAACCCCACUCAUCCAACAUCAAAUACCCCUCCACCGAUCUGGUGGGUUCGUUUACUGUUAAAUUAUCUCUCAAACUAACUAAAUUCAAAAUAACAUAGUCCCGAACAUGUUCCAUUUCCUCCAUCGCCAAUUGGCCAAGUCAGUUUUCGGAACCAAACUUGGUGUUGGUCUUUCCUCUGGCCCCUCACGCCAGCUGUCCAGAACAAGGCUGCUAGCGGGCACCACCUACCAGCUCCAAAAACCAUGGCUCCAGCAUCCAGGUCCUUGUACCAGCGGUAAUAUUACUCGAUUCUUCUCGGCUUCACAGGUCGAUGUACCCGCGACUUGCACUCACAACCCUGCGUCCGAGGCCAAGAGGGUUGAGGAAUUCGUUGAUAUCCACGAUAUUGGUGGCUUUAAUCCCAAGGACUUUGAUGUCCUGAUUAGCGAUAUAGGUGUCAACCAGCUUAAACAUAAAAUAGCUGAUAUUGCAGGCAUCUCGUACCAUCAGCCGGCGAGUGAGCAAGAAGCGAAUGCGGUAGUACGGGUUGGCAACUGCUUUAUUUAUGGUCGGAACCUACGCGUGAUGUUUCCGGCUGCUGUGACGGGUCGCUUUGGUAAAGCUUUUUGGAUUGUUUUUCUUGUGGACACGGGCUCGCCCAAGACCUAUCUCUCCGCUGAGGUAAAUUUUCAAGGUUCUUGCAUGGAAAUAAUAGCAUCUAUCUAACUACAAAAAAUUUAGGCUAGCGACCUCUUUGGCAUCUCAGCCGUUCGUGAGGACACACCAGUACAUGUCCGGAUUGGUGGACGACCACACAGUGCAUUCCGCGCACCCGAGUGCUCCAAUUUUGUUGACAUCAAUAUUCUCGGCACGGACUUUCUUGACGCCCACGCGGUUAGCCUGGUGUGUAACCCGGAGGGACUGGAAGCCAAAUUGUUCUUCGACGGGAAAGCAUGGAGGGUCUUGGUAGAAGGUGAAAAGUUGUAGUUCGUCCCCUGUAGGGUGGGGCUCCUAAUGAAUUUUUGUUUUGUUGUUGACUAGCCAAAUUCAAUUCAAUGCAAUCCGUUGGGCGGUCUGGGACAGUAAAAUUCGCAACCGGCACGCUUGUCCUGUUUUGGAGUCACCCAACUAAUCCUACCUACUCGAGUAUGUUUUAUGGAUUUUGCGGGGUGUCUAACUUGGUGAAAAAUAUGCGAUUGUUAGCUUUGUGCUGGGUAUUGGAGUUUGUGGGAUCUUGCUGGUGUCUGAGGUAGCAUGUCGGCUUCUAGUAUUUUAAGUUGGCUUGGUGUGUGAAAAUCUGCCCUUUGUGGGGUUUGCGAGGUUCUUCUACUUGGUGAGAAGAUGUCUUCCAAGGGCAUACUGAACGUCUG
Tuber aestivum (summer truffle) is the source of this 1363-nucleotide messenger RNA. Lineage: Eukaryota; Fungi; Ascomycota; Pezizomycetes; Pezizales; Tuberaceae. The record is from the annotation of a GenBank genome assembly.